Molecule: messenger RNA, 410 nt
Organism: Schistosoma bovis
Lineage: Eukaryota; Metazoa; Platyhelminthes; Trematoda; Strigeidida; Schistosomatidae
Source: the annotation of a GenBank genome assembly
AAAGAUUGUUACAACAGUCUUAUAAUAUAACCUUGGAAGAUUUGAUGGAAUCAUCCAACUCUUCUAAGGGAAAUGAUUCGUUGGACCAGUUACGUUAUAAUGUGAAUACUGUAACAGCUGUAAUGCAAGAGAAUACUAGACUAGAGCUUCAACGAGGUGAUCGGUUAAACAAUUCGGUCAGUAAAACAGAUUAUCUUGCAGCCAGCGCUAAUCAAUUCCAAACAACUGCUACGAAAGUGGCCCGAAAAACUUGGUGGAAAAAUUUUCGUAUGAAAUUAAUUAUUGUUGGCGUUGUCGGUGGCAUACUUCUGGAUCAAUUUAUACAACACUUAUUCCAUUCAAACGUCUUGUUAAAAUUUCCAUUUUCUUUACUGCAACAUGUUUUUCUUUUUGUCCCUCGUGACAGAUAA